This is a messenger RNA of Fundulus heteroclitus (mummichog), 5784 nucleotides long. RefSeq names its product pyridoxal-dependent decarboxylase domain containing 1 (gene pdxdc1). The transcript is spliced from 24 exons. Bases 277 to 2664 code for a protein of 795 amino acids. The record is from RefSeq and is a predicted model, not a curated record. Lineage: Eukaryota; Metazoa; Chordata; Actinopteri; Cyprinodontiformes; Fundulidae. Gene Ontology annotation, biological process: carboxylic acid metabolic process. Gene Ontology annotation, molecular function: carbon-carbon lyase activity; pyridoxal phosphate binding. Gene Ontology annotation, cellular component: intracellular membrane-bounded organelle.
CGUCAGCGUUGCCAGCGUGGAAUUCACGUCGCUCUGCAGGUCCAGGAAGUAAACUGUCCGGUUCGGUCAGUGCUUAACUGAACUCACACACGGAGACGGAUCAUUAAAUAUACGCGAUCAAUUCAAGCACGACAAUUAAACAAUUCCACGGGCUUUCCCGGAGAGUUCUGCAGGGGCAUCCCGGCGUUACCUUGGAGCUGAUUGUCUGCGUCCUCUUCCACGGAGGGCAGGAGUCAAACUGUCAGCUGAGGGCUUUAAAGGACACAAACACCUUCCAUGAUGAUGGUGGACGCUGCUCUGGCUCAGGUGGGAAAAAAUCUGAGUGAAGCCAUGAGGAUCCUCGGAGAUGGACAGAUGGAAGCGGAUGCAGGAACAGAAAGCCGGCGGUUGAGUAGAACCAUCAUCCCUGGACCCCUGCAGGGAGAUGGUCAGGAUGUCACCACUAUACUGCACCUUGUUCACCACCUCAUUCAUGAAGAGGAGGAUGAGGAGGAAGGGAAGGACAAGCCGAGCCAAGCGAUGCAGAACGUGGGGGAACAGGGCCACAUGGCUCUGCUGGGUCACAGCCUGGCAGCCUACAUCUCAGUGCUGGGCCGAGAGCGACUGCGGAAGCUAACCACUCGCAUUCUGUCUGACACCACACUGUGGCUGUGCAGGAUCUUCAGGUAUGAGAGCGGCUCUGCCUAUUUCCAUGAAGAUGACAGGGAUGGCCUUGUAAAGGUCUGUCGGCUCGCCAUCAAUGCCCGUUAUGAGGACUAUACUACUGAAGGCUAUGCUGUUUUAAGCUCCACACAGCCAGUGAUCUACCAAAGCGCCUCCUGCAGGCCGGGCCUGGGACAACACCUAUGCAGCCAGCUUGGCUUGCCUCUGUCCAGCCUGUGCACAGUGCCAUGUAACACCAUCUUUGGAUCCCAACACCAAAUGGAUGUUGCCCUGUUGGACAAACUGAUCAAAGAGGACAUAGAAGCUGGGAAGCUUCCUUUGCUGCUGAUUGCCAACGCAGGUACCCCUGGAGCAGGUCACACAGACAAACUGGGUCGUCUGAAAGAGUUGUGUGAUCAGCACAGUAUAUGGCUUCAUGUGGAGGGGGUCAACCUUGCAACCUUGGCACUGGCUCAGGUCACCUCUGCUGUCAUGGCAGCCACCAGAUGUGACAGCAUGACUCUGACACCGGGGCGGUGGCUGGGACUGCCUGCAGUAACCGCUGUCACCCUCUACAGGCAUGAAGACCCGGCCCUGUCUCUGGCAGCAGGUUUGACCUCCAGCCAGCCUGUGGAGAAGCUGCGAGCUCUGCCUCUGUGGCUCUCCCUGCAGCACCUGGGCCACAACGGUAUUAUUGAAAAGAUCAGACAUGCCGCAGCUUUGAGCCAGCAACUCCUGCUGAAGCUGAAAUCUGUGGCCUGUAUCAGAAUAUCGGACGGGCCCGAGAAAGAGAUCUCUCUCAUUGAGGCUUUGAAAAUGGUGGAAGAGGAACCAAACUCUCCUGUUGUGCUGUUUAAGUUUUCCCAAGAGCUGUGUGCUGGAUCGAGUGGGGGCUCCGUGGAUGGUUUCUGUGCUGGAGAGAAGGAAGUGCUGGAUACAUUCAACAGAUGGCUGGGUGACCAGCUUGCUCAGCUGGUUCCCUCUAGUGGAGUGGAUGUGGUGGAGCUUGAAGACGAAGGGACCUGUGUUCGUUUCAGCCCCCUCCUCACAGCUGCAGUGCUGGGUACCCAACAGGAGGAUGUUGAUGAGUUGGUGCAGAAGCUCGUGGAGCUGGUACCAAUGAUGUCAUCCACAAUGAACUUAAGACAAGACUUCAGAGAGGAGACCCACCGCCGUGCACCCUUACUCACAUACAUAGAGGAACUCAGCUGGCCUGGUCUGGGAGCAGUCCGGUAUGAAUCCCAGGCUGAAGGAUUAGAUGAAAGCAGGAGGAAAGAGGAGGUGAAGAAAAUAAACAAUGCACUUCUGACGAAACUACAAGAGCUUGACACAGACAUCAUCUUCUCCACAGGUCCUGAGUUUGUGACAGAAGAGGACUGCAUCUUUGUAGGCAUGGUCACUGAUGACAUUGAUGUAUCAGAGCUGGUGGAAACGAUCUCUGCGCUGGGGACAGACAUCGAGGAGAGCGGCAGGUUACUGGAGAACAUGACUGAGCGGGUGAGGAAAGGCAUCUUGGAGGCAGAGCUGCAGCUGCAGAGGGCCAAUGAGGAGAAACUCAUAGAGGAGGGCAUGCUGAGACAGCUUCCUCUGGUUGGAUCUGUGUUGAACUGGUUUUCUCCUGUUGAAAGCUCCAUAAAGGGAAGGACCUUUAACCUGGCAGCAGGUUCUCUGGAUUCCACAGAUGUGACUUACUCCACCAAAGUCCAGGCAGGCAGGACUCCCCUGCAAGAAACUCCCACCCUUACAUCAAAGAGGCUGCCAGGUCAGAGGUUAUUUCGGCGUCCAGGUGCAGGUUCUGACUCGAUGAGUGAGACCAGCUCAAUUGGACCGGCUGAUGAGACAUCCAGAGAGGAGGGCACCACAGUCAGCACUAACAUCCACCCUUCCAUGUCUCAGCCUGAGACACUGGGUCAAGCUGCAAGUGAUGUAAGACCACCAAACAUCCCAGGGACACCAGAGCAGGCAGAAUCCGAGGAGGAGAGACAGCCUGAGGGCCAAGAGGUGGAUCUGAGUGGGAGAUAGGUCAACUCUGUCUCCAGGUCUCCUUCAUCCGUCCUGUACGUGCAGCCAGUCCAAUAUGUUGUAAAAUGAGAGGCCAAGGAUAAAGGUUCUGCAGGAUCUAUAGGGAAAGCUGGAGAACAUCAGCUGGGCUGUUUAUAUCUCUCAUUUCAAGGUUUCAGGGUGCCAAAAAAGCAAGCCAGUCCACCUGUGUGGUUCACUGUGAACUCAGAUCAGUGCAUUUCUACUUAUUCUAAUCGGAUAGUCUUCCUCUCUUCUACCAGCACUGCUUUGACCAGGGUGCUUCUCCACAUCCCUCACAACGAUCGGCCACUCCUUCAUACACCCCUGAGAAAAAAGGAAAGUGACGAGACAAAAAGUUAGUCACUAUAAUGACUCUGUGAAUUUUAGAUUAAAAGAAGUAGGCACAUUGCACUUGGAAUUGUUUUUGUAGUCUUUCCAGUGAAUGGAUCCUAGGAAUCCAAAUGAGCACAACUCACACCAGUUAACAUGUUUAAAUUCCUCACUUGACCCAUUUUCAUCUAAUAAAUUCAGAUCAAAUAUUUACAUUUAGGAACAGAAGGAUAUUAUUAGAUAUUUAAUAUAUUAUGACUAUUCCAACAAUGUUCUCCUUGUAAAACCUGGACCACAUUAUUCAGGCAGGUUAACCUCAACAGUAGAACAGUUUUUUGGAGAGAAAAACAGAAAUCAUUAGAAAAGCCAAAAUCAGGUGAAGUUUAUGCCCAGAAUGAUUUAAAUGGAAACAUCUGACCACAGCUGUAGUCAUUUCUGAAGCCAUGAUCCAUGAGAAAGAAUAGGUGGCUUCAAAAUGACCCAUAAGGAUGAAUCCAGACACGUAUUUGAAAAGUUUGAUUUAUGUAAGAUCUAUUUUCUGGGCUACUAUAAUUAACCUGCAUCUAGACACAACAAAAAAAGAUUAUAAAAAUGUACUGAAAUAAGAAAAGAUUAAACCUGAAGAAGAAUCUUGAGUUUUGUCUGAAAAUGAAACCGAAUUGUAGUGCUGGCCUUAUUUUCACUACCACAGGGUUGCAGACAUGCAGAUAAUCAACUCCACACAUUCUGUCAUUGUCUGCCAUAUGAAACCCAACAUCUCCUCAUUCUGAACUUUAAACCCACAGACCAUUUUGUGCUUUUACAACCAAGUAAGUUCAGAUUUAUUCAACUUAAUUGAAAACAUGUUUCUUAUGAUCUUUAAACAUAACUACUGAUAUCAGAAAUUUUACACUUAACAUGUAAAACCAAAACCAUUUUGCAGCUUAACUCUGUUGCAGCUUGGAGAAAUAAAAUAAAAUUCUCUGAGCACAGCUUCAUUUUUUACUCUGAGGGUUAGGGUUUGGGGUCUUUUUUAUUUGGCAAAAUAUUUUUUGUAAGUACUGUGUAAUGGCCCAAGUACAUGGGAUGGUUUGGGUGUUUCUGCUUUGUUUUCCGUUUUUGGUUUUACCAUAUAUUUGAACGUUUGAGUCACUUAUGCUAAAUGUCUUUUGUUCUCUCCUAAAGGCUGGUUUAUUGGGAGCAUAUGCACUUUAAUAAUGUUUCUAACAAACUAAUCGGUUUUCCAUGAUCUAUUUACAGUCCAAUUCAAACGUGUUCGUACCUCUUGAACAGUUCAACAUCUUGAAACUCUACACUCUCAAACAUGAAUGUGUUUCCUUGUGAUUUAAUGUGAUAGGCCAACACCAGGUAGUGCAUUAUAAAGAGCGGAAGUUAAGUGAUGCAGGUUUUUUUUUUUUUUUUCAUCUGAAAACUUUAAACAUUUGUAUUAGGUGACAUGUAAUGGCAGCUGGUUGCACUUGUUUAUAUGAAGGGGUGUCAGAGUAAAAGCGUGCUGAAUAUAAAUGCAAACCACAUAUUUAGGAAUUGUAUUUUUGAUCAAAUUUGAAAAAAACAUGCCAUUUUCACAUUGAUGUCUUACUUUGUGUUGGUCAAAAACAUAACAAAAUUCCAAUAAAAUACAUUAAGGUUUGUUGUUAUACCAUGGAAAAGUUCCAGGGUGUUAAUAGUUUUGGAAGGGACUGUACACUGCCCUGUGAAGGCCUGCUGAUCUAUACAGGUAGCACGCUCCUUCCCCUCACUACUGACUGCCCCACUGCUACCCUGCAUGGGUUAACUACUGCUAGGACAUGGGUGGAUGUAUGGUACUGUUGGAGUGGGGAUACUGCACUGGCAUAACAUACGUAAUGUACUAAUUAUCCCAAAGUUCCUUCCUGAAUAAGAUCUGUCUGACUAUGAUCAAAAGGUUUAUUUCAAUUAAAUGGUGGUCUAAUAUCUAACCAUGAAACAUGUUUUGAAUUGACCAAUUCAAAGGUUAGGUUGUUUUGAGGUGGAGAUAUAUGACCUACUGUUAAGCAGUCAUCUUUCCUGCAGCAAACAUUGCUCAAGUAUCAGUAAGUUUGAUGAUGAAAUGCAUCAUGGGUAUAUUAUUUUGAAAUGAGGUAAAUUAUUAUUUUGUCAUAAGAUGCAGUUUAACAAAAUACGAUAAACAUCAACUUACCAGUAAAGCCGUAUAAUUUUUUACACACCAUGUAGCGAUUGGACUUGAGGUGAAUAUUGACCUAUGACAACUGCAACGCUCUGCAGUUUGCUAGCAAAAGUUAGCCAUAUAUAAAGGUAGUAAACAUGGCCUGACAGAGUUACUAAUGCGAAACUAUUGCAUAAUAAAAGUCAAAAAAAUAUAGAUGGGAUUAAAGUGAAUGAUGAUUUAUUGAGGGCCUCCUGAGAGAAUCGGAAGCCCCUAUUUGUGCAUCCAGCCUGAACUUGUUAAUUGUUACAAAUAAGAUACUGACUGCUCAUCACUUCACCACAAAACCCUAUCUCAAAAUAUUCUAACCAUUUCUUUAAAUGUGUUCAAACUGUUGUGCUUGACUGUAAACUUGAAACAUGUUGGAGAAAAUGUCUUAGAAUGAAGGCCAGGAACUCUGAUUUGACCGGACCUUUGCUGGCCAAAAAAGGGAGAAUGAAGGUUCCCCCAGAGUUGCACAUGUUCUGUAGAUAAUUAUUUUACUACUGGACUGUAUUUGUUUUUUUCUAUGGUGUAAAUGAAGCAGAAUUUUCUUAAUGAUUCUUUCUGUCUUGGGAUUCUAAUGGAAAAUAUAAAUGAUUAUAAACUUUUUGACUGGAAAAGAA